AUGGCUGAAGACAUCGAUUAGAAAUUACUUUAGAGAUUUGAAAUCAUCCAAAAAAUUCGAAAGGUUUCUGGAGGAGUCAUUUGGAAAGCAAUAGAUAGGAAAACUAAUAGUGUAUUUGAAUUUAUUGAAAUAUUGUUAGUCGCUAUUAAAAAGAUCGAUUAUUCAGCUAAUCCUUUGCAUCUUUUGAAAUCUAUGAGAGAAACAGUGAUACUUUAAGAAAUUUCUAAACAUCAAAAUAUUAUGAAAGUUUUGUAAGUUAUUAAUAAAGGGAAUGAUCAAUAUACUAUUUAUGAUUUUUCAAGAUACUCGAACCAGUAUUUAAUCAUCACAUUCUUAUAGAAACACAUCCAAAUAAUAUUAUGCAAUAUAGUAUCUGCUCUUUACUUUAUACAUUCUGGAGGAUUGGUUCAUUUAAGUUUGACACCAUCUAAGAUAUUGGUUGAUUCUGAAUGCCAGAUCAAAUUGAUAGGGUUUGGAUUCUCUCAAUUGCUACCAAUCAAGGACCCAAAAUACACAUGUUUGCAUUAUCUUCCACCAGAGAUCUUAUUGUAAGGGAAAGUCAAUACAUCUGCAGACAUCUGGUCAUUGGGAUGUAUUUUCGGAGAAAUGUUGUGUCAUCACACCUUAUUUACCGGUAAUUCCACUUUCAAUCAAAUCGAAAAGAUAGUUGAACUUAUAGGGAAACCUAAUGAUACCAAUCUAAGCGAAUUAGCCCCCUAUGUUCUAUAGGGCAUAUAAUCAGAUAGAAAGAAGGCAUUCACAAGUAUAAGUGAUGAUUCGACCGCGAUUGAUUUGUUAAAGAGAAUGCUGGUUUUUGAACCUCAUGAAAGAAUCACUCUAGUUGAUAUUUUAAAGCAUCCUUAUCUUAGUGAAUUCGCCAACAAAUGUGAAUUAAAGAAAGCCAUAGCUCCCUUUUAAAUCGAAGAGAAUUCUUUCAAAGAGUUUUAGAAUGUCUUAAGAGAAAGAGGGAAGAAGAUUGAGUAGCCUUCUAUUAAUAAUUCCUUCAAUUAGUAAUUGGACUCUAGCAGAAAGAAAUCAUUUAAAGAGUCGACUCCCAUUUCAGCUUUGAGGUAAAAGACAACAACUAAGAUCAAAGUGAAUUCUCCCAUCCAAAGUCCGAAAAUAUAGAAAUUAUAUUAAAUUGAUGAGAAAUAGAGAUGA
Messenger RNA from Paramecium tetraurelia, 1161 nucleotides. RefSeq lists its product as uncharacterized. NCBI's taxonomy places the organism in Eukaryota, Ciliophora, Oligohymenophorea, Peniculida, Parameciidae. The transcript is spliced from 2 exons. The record is from RefSeq and is a predicted model, not a curated record. Gene Ontology annotation, cellular component: nucleus; cytoplasm. Gene Ontology annotation, biological process: intracellular signal transduction; protein phosphorylation. Gene Ontology annotation, molecular function: protein serine/threonine kinase activity; ATP binding.